AUGAUGGCGGUAUCCUGGCGCGUGCGGUGGAAGCGGCGCGAUUCCUGCUCGGAGUCGCGGAGCAUUUGCUGCUGGAUGAUGCUGCUGGGGACCAGUAGAAGGGUGCGGGCCAUGGCUACGUCGGAGGGUAGCGAUCGAUCAGCACUGCUGGCUUCGAGGGCGGCCAGAAGACGCGGCAUUGCUGUCUGCGGACGAAGGAGUGCGGUUAGCAUGGGGCCUGGCGGCCAGCCGCAGCGGAGGAGGCGAUCCUCCACCUCGACGAGGAAAGCUGUGGCUGCUGCCUCUUUGACCCUGCUGGCGCUUGGCCGCCGCGUGGGUGCGGGAUGGAUCGACCCCGACACGCCGGAGGCGGCCAAGACCAUCCGCUCACUGCACGAUGGCGCGGAGUACGAGCUGAUCAUGUCCGACGAGUUCGAGGUCAACGGGCGAUCGUUCGACGACGGGCACGACCCCAUGUGGACGUCGACUACCCACUCCGAUGACGCGCAGACGUCCAACGGGCUCGGGUCGCAGCAGUUCUACAACGCGUCCUACGGCACUACGACGAAGGGGAGCAUGAACAUCACCACCACGGACGAGUCGACCACCUGGCGAGGCUACAACCCCUACAAGCGCAAGUACGAGACGCUCUCCAAGAGCUACCGCAGCUCCAUGGUCAACACCUGGAACAAGUUCUGCUUCACCGGAGGCAUCAUCGAGAUCGACGCCAAGCUGCCAGGGGAGCACAACAUCGGGGGCCUGUGGCCGGCCUUCUGGUUGCUGGGAAACCUCGGCCGCGCGACUUACGAGGCCUCCACCAACCUCGUCUGGCCCUGGAGUUACGACAAGUGCGACCCCAAGCUGCAGCGAGCGCAGGAGAUCAGCGCCUGCAACAAGAUCAACCACUUCGGGAUGCACGGGUACCAGGGCCGCGGAUCUACGGAGAUCGACAUCCUGGAGGCCCAGCCUGGGACGUCCGACGACCCGCUCUUGAACCUCGGCAAGGUCAACAGCCCGUACUUGUCGACGACGCUUCAGCUGGCCCCGGGCAUCCCCGUGCACCGGCCGACCAACGGCGAGCUGCUCUCCCCGGAGAACACCUGGUACGAGGGCAUGCAGUUCGCGCAGAACUCCUCGCUGAACUACCACUUCUACGGCAUGCACGUGGACAAGACGACCCCGCAGGAGCCCGUGUACCGAGGGGCGGACCAGGCCUACAUCGCCGACGCGAUCUCAGGGCUCACUUCCCUGACGCACACCCACUUCCACGAGUACCACAACUACAAGCUCGAGUGGGUCCCGCCGCCCCCGACCCGAGGGGACGCAGGGCCUCGCGGGCACCUCAAGUGGUACAUCGACGACGAGAUGGUGCUGGGCAUCGACGCCGAGACCGUCGAGAAGCACGGCACCCAGAUCCCGAACGAGCCUUCGUACGUCAUCCUCAACACCGCUGUGUCCAGCUCGUGGGGGUUCCCGGACCCAUGCCCCUCGGGAUGCGAUUGCGCCUGCUAUGAUUGCAAGGACCCGGCGUGCCACUGCGCCAUCCCGAACGGCUUCUGCGACAUGCUCCCUUCCUACUUCAUGAUCGACCACGUGCGUGUUUACCAAAACAAGAACGACAGCAGCAUGUCCAUCGGGUGCGACAUCCCCUCCCACCCGUCCAAGCUGUUCAUCGAGGCUCACAGGUACCGGUACAUGAGAACCGGAGACAAGAAGCCCCUCAAAGAUCUCAUGGUGGGCGGCGGGAAAUGCAACGACGAGACCGGCUGCCACCGGGGGAGGUGCCACUGGGGAAAGUGCAAGUGCGAGGAGGGGUGGGUCGGACCGCUGUGCCAGUCCACUCACAAGUUCGACGACAUCAGCUACGAGGAGCACGUGGACCUCUCCCCGAGGCCCAUCGCCGUGCCGGUGGUGCUGCAGGCGAUCGGGGGCGUUAUCGUGCUGCUGGUGCUGGGGAUGUCUUUCGUGCUAGGAAGACAGAUGAGCAAGACGAAGGGGCAGUACCGCGAAGACUUGCUGCGGAAUGCGUCUCCGCCCGCCGGCAUGAUGAGAUAAAUAGGUUGAUAGGUUGAAGCGCGACCCCGGCAGAGCAAGCUGUGCUUUUUUAGUUGUCGCCAGUUGGCGGCAUGGGUCACAGCUGUGGCCAUGCCGGCCCUCCCCCCGAAAAAUUCAGCGUCAUUUCAUGACCACGAGAUGAAGGUCGGACCCCUCAAAAUCACGUGGUAUUCAUUUUAGUUUUGUAUUACGAGGGAAGUUUGAAAUAGUGGAUGUUCCCUUCGGAAUCGACUGGGGCUAUCUUGACGUGUUCCUUUCGCCCGCGACAGGUACAUGUAGUGUUUUCUUGAAGUUAUCCAACCUAUGCAUAGGCACGCGCCCAAGUCUGGCGUCAGUAGAAUCGUGAUAUUCGUUGUUUGUUCGAGUUUUGUUUUCGUGUGCGUGGUGAUUGCUUGUAAGUUUCAAGCAAAUAGUUAUCUCCGUGACCCCACCAAUCGACUUUUCGACAACAGGAGUCGUCGUCCGUAGGUGUAAACCCUUGAGUUACAUGCAACUGCUUCGAAGGUCGAGGCUUCGGUGAAGGUCGGGAGGUGGCUGUGGAGGGCAGGAGGCGUUGGUGCUGUAAUGGAACAGGCGUCAUAAACGAAUCAGUCCCUUGGAACAAGGGCAGCAAAAGGGUAGAUGAAAAUCAACGGUCCGUUUUUUGGCAUUUGUAGGACGAACACACGAGCACUUGCAUCAAAUUCAUGGCAGAUUAAAAGGCAGAUGAUGCCUU
Ectocarpus siliculosus is the source of this 2749-nucleotide messenger RNA. Lineage: Eukaryota; Phaeophyceae; Ectocarpales; Ectocarpaceae. The record is from the annotation of a GenBank genome assembly.